Molecule: messenger RNA, 291 nt
Organism: Paramecium tetraurelia
Lineage: Eukaryota; Ciliophora; Oligohymenophorea; Peniculida; Parameciidae
Exons: 1
Source: RefSeq, a predicted model, not a curated record
AUGAGCAACAAAUCUGUCACUUAAUCUGAAAGAGUAAAUGGUGAAUCUGCAUUUAAAACUUAAAUUACUACCAAAUACAAACUCACUUUUAUCUUUUAUGACAUAAACAUAGAGAACAGAAAACUUAUAAUGUCAGGCUAUAUUAAGAAGAAAUUGCUGGAUAGGAGUAUCCACUCUCUAUACAGUUACAAGAAGUAGAAAAAUAAUUACCCUACUCUGAAAGUGAUAGUAUUCAAGAAACCCUCCUUUGAUCCUUUUGAUCAUACUGAUUAUAUUUAGUUUAAAAAAUGA